AUGUCCACGCCAAGGUCAUCAAAGCAGACAACGACGACAACAACAACAGCAACGAAGAAGAGAGCGGCCUCCCCUGAAGCCGAGCCAGCAGAAGACACCACAUCUACACCCACACCCACACCCACACCCACUGUCCCAAGCGCCCAAGACAAUCAUGAUCGGGUCUUCUCGUCCGCGCUGAUCCACGAUCGCCAGUCCACGUUCGUGGCGCACUUCCACCCGGCGCCGGGCGUGUUCGUGAAGCAGCAGCAGCAGCAGCAGUCCGGGACUGCACCGGUGUCGGGGUCGGGUUCGAAGCCACAAUUAUCGCUGACCGCGACCAUCAAGCGGCUCCAAACACACCCGAAAUUCACCUCGGCCAGCCACCGCAUCGUCGCGUGGCGGCGGCGGUCGAGCCAGCAGACCCUCUUCGGCGCACCCAAUAAUUCUGAUCCAGCCGGCUCAGGCCGAAAAGCCAUCUACGCCACAGGUUCGGAGGACGACGGCGAGAAGUACGCUGGCAAGCGGCUCGAGCGCCUCCUGGCCGACCUGGACGUCGAGGGCGUGGUCGUCGUGGCGCGGUGGUACGGCGGCGUGUUAUUGGGCCCUGUGAGGUUCACGCACAUCGAGACCGUGGCGAGGGAGGCGGUUCGGAAAUGGAAGGAGAGUGUCGACGCCGGUGGUGGUGCAGGGUCUAAGAGGCAGAAGCUUCUUGAUCCCCACGGAUAUGUCGCAGAUGGUGAUGGUGAUGGAGAUGGUGACUCCCCAGAUGAAACUGCGCUCAAAUCACGCCUCGCCGAACAGCUGGCUGAGCGGGAUCGCAGCAUCGUCGUGCUGAGAGGGCUGUUGGCGGACAAGACGAAAGCCGCCGCAGCACCCAUGACCGCGGACGGCGAGAAGAAACCUGAGUCGUCGUCGUCGUCGCAACCUGAGCAGCAGCAGCAAUCUUCUUCAGCACCUUCCCCUUCGCCAGUCAAGAAGAUCGACUACGACGAUAUGCCGCUGGCCAGGCUGAAGCAGCUGGAGAAAGCACGGGAUGCCACGAUUGCCUUUAUCUUGAAGCAGUUGGACAAGCUGGAGGAAGAAGGAGGAGAAGAAGAAGAGAAGUGA
Messenger RNA from Fonsecaea erecta, 1089 nucleotides. RefSeq lists its product as hypothetical. The transcript has a single exon. NCBI's taxonomy places the organism in Eukaryota, Fungi, Ascomycota, Eurotiomycetes, Chaetothyriales, Herpotrichiellaceae. Gene Ontology annotation, cellular component: cytoplasm. The coding region runs from base 1 to 1089 and encodes 362 amino acids. Gene Ontology annotation, biological process: regulation of translational initiation. The record is from RefSeq and is a predicted model, not a curated record.